Molecule: messenger RNA, 4478 nt
Organism: Monodelphis domestica (gray short-tailed opossum)
Lineage: Eukaryota; Metazoa; Chordata; Mammalia; Didelphimorphia; Didelphidae
Gene: RASL12
Product: RAS like family 12
Molecular function (GO): GTPase activity; GTP binding
Source: RefSeq, a predicted model, not a curated record
CGGGCCCUCCUCCUCCUCCUUCCCCUGAGGGCCCCAGCAACACUGGAGAGGGACGGGGCGGGCAGCGUGGAACUGGAGUUGGAAUCAGAGCCCGGAGCCCGGGAGGCCACGUUCAGUGGGGCGUCGGUGAGGGGUAUCGGAGAGGUCUCUUUCGGCCAGAAUGGGAGAGUGAGUGAACCUCAGCCUCCGAGCUCCAGCUCUCCCUCUCCGGACAGGCGGACACCCAGAAGGGACCCGCUCCAGAGGCGCUCCGGACCCCCCAGGAGUCAGUGUCUGGUCCUCGACGGUCACUGGACUAAACAACCUGGGCUCUUAGAGGGCAGGAGCGCCCAAUGAGCUUGUCUUUACCUGCCUGCUCCCGGGAGUGGUGUCAGCCUAAGCUCUGGUGCUCCGAGGAACUAGGCGUUAAGGGGAUCCCCGCCUCUUCCAAGUGACCCUCCGCGGGAGCCCCCAGUUAUUCUCCUAGAGGUGACAUCCCGCCCCCCGGUCCUCUGCCCGCUGGAUUGAUCAUGUCGGUGUUUGGCAAACCCCGGGCUGGGAGCCUGGGUCCGGAGCGCCUGAUACACAGUUCGAUCCCGGAGGUUAACGUGGCCAUCCUGGGCUGCAGAGGAGCCGGGAAAUCUGCUUUGACUGUGAAGUUUCUGACCAAGCGGUUUAUCAGUGAAUAUGAUCCUAACUUGGAAGACACCUAUACCUCAGAGGAGACCGUGGACCAACAGCCCAUCUUGCUGAAGGUGAUGGACACGGCAGAUCAGGACGUUCCCAGAAACUGUAAGCGCUACCUGAGCUGGGCGCAAGCCUUCCUCGUGGUCUAUGGUAUUGAUGACAGGAGGAACUUUGAGGGCUGUAGCCAAUACCUGGAGAUCAUCGCCCACCAUGCAAAGGAGACCCAGCAUGACUACCCAGUGCUGCUUCUGGGGAACAAGCUGGACAUGGCCCAGUACCGGCAGGUCGCCAAGUCAGAGGGCAUGACUCUGGCUAGCAAGUUUGGUUGCCUGUUCUACGAGGUCUCUGCCUGUCUGGAUUUCGAGGCCGUGCAGCAUGUGUUCCAUGAAGCCAUCCGGGAAGUCCGGAGGGAGCAGGAGAAGAAUAUGCCUAGCCGGCCCCUCUUCAUCUCCGAGGAAAGGUCCAUUUUCCAUCAGGCCCCCCUCACUGCCAAGCACGGCCUGCCUAGCUGCACCUUCAACACCCUCUCCACUGUCAACUACAAGGAGAUGCCCACCGUGGCUCAGGCCAAGCUGGUGACUGUCAAGUCAUCCCGGGCCCAGAGCAAGCGCAAGGCUCCCACCUUGACCCUACUAAAAGGCUUCAAGAUCUUCUGAAACACUGGCCCUCCCCACCCACUCACGCCUCCUGGAACAACUGUGUGAAAGGCAGAAUGGGGCUGUGGGAGAGGGAGUCCUGGGGACAACUAAUAGAACUGUUCCCAUCACUUUGGCCUCUCAAGAUAAGGGGCUGAGCCCUUUCAGGCAGAUUAUCCCCCAGCUGACUGGUUCCCACUCGGAUUCCCAACCCCUUCCAAUUCACUUCUGGAAUGAGAGUUCCAGGGUUGUUGGCUCUAUGUUAGUGGUGCUUGCCUGGGGCAGCUCUUCACAAAAGAGUUGGUCAGAGUCCCUUGUGCCAGAAGGCAAAGUGAGUGUGAGUGUGUGUGUGUAAGAAAGAGAGAGGAAAUGAGGAAGUGAGAGAAUGAGAUAAUGAAUGAGAAUAAGAGAGUGAGAGAAAUAAUGAGAGAAAAGGAGUGAGAGAAUGAGAGAAAAGGGGUGAUGGAAUGAGAAAAUGAGAGAAAGAAUAAAAGAAUGAGUGAGUGAGAAUGAGAGAACACAAGAGAGAGAAUGAGGAGAGGGAGAAUGAGAGAGGAGAGAGAAUAAGAGAAUGAGAGUGACAGAAUGAGUGAGAGAGAAUGAGAAAGGAGAGAGAAUAAGAGAAUGAGAGUCACAGAAUGAGUGAGGGAGAAUGAGAGAGGAGAGAGAAUAAGAGAAUGAGAGUGACAGAAUGAGUGAGGAAGAAUAAGAGAGGAGAGAGAAUAAGAGAAUGAGAGAGUGACAGAAUGAAUGAGGGAGAAUGAGAGAGGAGAGAGAAUAAGAGAAUGAGAGUGACAGAAUGAGUGAGGGAGAAUGAGAGAGGAGAGAGAAUAAGAGAAUGAGAGUGACAGAAUGAGUGAGGAAGAAUAAGAGAGGAGAGAGAAUAAGAGAAUGAGAGAGUGACAGAAUGAAUGAGGGAGAAUGAGAGAGGAGAGAGAAUAAGAGAAUGAGAGUGACAGAAUGAGUGAGAUAGAAUGAGAGAGGAGAGAGAAUAAGAGAAUGAGAGUGACAGAAUGGGUGAGGAAGAAUGAGAAAGGAGAGAGAAUAAGAGAAUGAGAGAGUGACAGAAUUAGUGAGGGAGAAUGAGAGAGGAGAGAGAAAAAGAGAAUGAGAGUGGCAAAAUGAGUGAGAGAGAAUGAGAGAGGAGAGAGAAUAAGAGAAUGAGAGUGACAGAAUGAGUAAGGGAGAAUGAGAGAGGAGAGAGAAUAAGAGAAUGAGAGAGUGACAGAAUGAGUGAGAGAGAAUGAGAGAGGAGAGAGAGAAUGAGAGUGACAGAAUGAGUGAGAGAGAAUGAGAGGAGAGAGAGAAUAAGAGAAUGAGAGAGAAUGAGAGGAGAGAGAGAAUGAGAGAAUGAGAGUGACAAUGAGUGAGAGAGAAUGAGAGAGGAGAGAGAGAAUAAGAGAAUGAGAGAGUGACAGAAUGAGUGAGAAUGAGAAGAGAGAGAAGGGGGGGGGGGGCAGAGGGAGAGAGAUCUCAUUCCUGCAAUCCAUGAGAUUCCAGUCUCCAAGGUGAUGGAAGCAGCUGUGACCUUGAGCUGUGAGCCCGCGGAAGGCAAGGGCAGGUUCCGAGACAAACACACAAGUGAAACUUGAGGAAUUUCUGCCUUUGAGGCCGAGUUCAAAGUCUCCAUACCUUUCUCCCAGCUGCCCUCACUCCCCCACCCCCCACUUCCUGCCUCCCUCCCUCGCUCCCUAUCUUUCUUCAGGACAAUCCCUGAAACACAACCGGAGCUGCGCGUUUGCUUCCAAGUAAAUCGUUCUGGUUAUCGACCUUUGGGCGAAACUUGGAGCUCGGAGCUCGGAGCUAGGUUCCUGAGAGCGCAGAGACCCCUGGUGGAGAGGAGGAGAACAGCAGUUGUCAAGUCCAGCAGCUUUGGGGAUGGGUCGGAAUCUGCACACCGCUCAGUACUCAUGGCCCAUACCCACGGAGGGCCAGAGACCAAACAGGACGGUGCGUAGCACAUAGUAGGGGCUUGACUGAAACACAACGUCUGCCCCAUCAUUUUGGGUUAAAACAGACUUUUUUUUAAACCCCUCACCUUCCAUCUUGGAAUCAUUACUGUGUAUUGGUUCCAAGGCAGAAGAGUGGAAAGGGCUAGGCAAUGGGAGUUAAGUGACUUGGCCAGGUCACACAGCUAGGAAAUAUCUGAGGUCAAAUUUGAACCCAGGACCUUCUGCCUCAAGGCCUGGCUCUGAAUCCACUGAGCUACCCAGCUGCCCCCUAAAACAGACUUUCAAAGAAUGGCUUGGAAAGAAAAUAAUACAGUUCAUGGUGAUAACGUGCAAUCUAAGGAAAUGUGGAAGAAGAAAGAGCUUUCCAUUAAAAAAAAAACAAAAAAAAAACAAACAAAAAACUCUUACCUUCUGACUUAGAAUCAAUACUAGGUAUCUGUUCCAAAGCAGAAGAGCAGUAAGGACUAAGCAAUUGGGGUUGUGGCUUGCCCAGGGUCACACAGCUAGGAAAUGUCUAAGGUCACAUCUCCAGUUCUGGCUCUCUAUCCACUGAUCCACCUAGCUGCCCCAAGAGCCUUCAUUUUUGCUUAGGUGAUGGUAAGAGAAUUUACAGAUUGAUUGGAUAUGGAUAUCUGAAGCUCUUCUUUUUGUUGUUGGUUUUUUAUUUGUUUUUGUUUAGCAUUCAUUUCUAAAGCUACCCCAAUUUUUUCCAUCCUUCAGUCACUUAACAGAUCCCAAAGAGGAUCUUCCAACAUCCUUACUCAGGAUACAGUCUCCUACUGAAGUCAGGCUAACAAUUGGGAGGAAAAAAACAAAACCUUAAGGGAAAUAACACCCAGAACUAAAAAUAAUAUACAUUGAUGACCCACAGAGCAAACACCAUUCAAAGUACCAUUACGAAAACUGGUUUAGAUUAAGAAAUGCAUUAUGUGAAAUCAUAGAUAUGCUUAGGCAGAACUCUGAUCCUUAAAACAUACUUUGUCAAUAAAACUAUUAUUUUUCCAUAAGUUUUUUGGCAUUGCCUCUAUAGCUUAAGGACAGUAUGAAAGAGACUCGUGAGGAAUGUGCGUCCUCAGGGUCAGGCCACUUUUGGCUGUGCCUCUCUGUACAUACAGUUCAUUGCAGUUUGGUUCACAUCUGUGUGCAUUUAACUAUUUGAAUACAUAUGCAAGUUUGGUAAACGCUUCUGGAAACAUUUUAAUAAAGAAUUCUUAAAGAAACAUAA